UGGCCUUCGCAGUCGAGCAACCCCAUGAAGCGAUCUUAAUGGUUUUAGCCUGUCGCUUCCAUUGCAGAGAUUGGACCGGGCAUUAAAAAGUAGUCCCCAACCGCAUUUCCGCGGAGGAAUCCAGGGGUGGGCGGGGCUUCCGAUGACUAUAUAAAGAGACGCCUCGCGUCCCGCAGCUAGUUCCGUCGAGACCGCGAGUUCCGUCUCUAUUCUUUUGUGAGGACUGCUGCCACCACCGCUGACAAUGCAGAUCUUUGUGAAAACCUUAACUGGUAAGACCAUCACCCUGGAGGUCGAGCCCAGUGACACCAUUGAGAAUGUCAAGGCAAAGAUCCAGGACAAGGAGGGCAUCCCCCCUGACCAGCAGAGGCUGAUCUUUGCAGGCAAACAGCUGGAAGAUGGCCGCACCCUGUCAGACUACAACAUCCAGAAGGAGUCUACCCUGCACCUGGUCCUGCGCCUCAGAGGGGGCAUGCAGAUCUUUGUGAAGACCCUGACAGGCAAGACCAUCACCCUGGAGGUCGAGCCCAGUGACACCAUUGAGAAUGUCAAGGCAAAGAUCCAGGACAAGGAGGGCAUCCCCCCUGACCAGCAGAGGCUGAUCUUUGCAGGCAAGCAGCUGGAAGAUGGCCGCACCCUGUCAGACUACAACAUCCAGAAGGAGUCCACCCUGCACCUGGUCCUGCGCCUCAGAGGGGGCAUGCAGAUCUUUGUGAAGACCCUGACAGGCAAGACCAUCACCCUGGAGGUCGAGCCCAGUGACACCAUUGAGAAUGUCAAGGCAAAGAUCCAGGACAAGGAGGGCAUCCCCCCUGACCAGCAGAGGCUGAUCUUUGCAGGCAAGCAGCUGGAAGAUGGCCGCACCCUGUCAGACUACAACAUCCAGAAGGAGUCCACCCUGCACCUGGUCCUGCGCCUCAGAGGGGGCAUGCAGAUCUUUGUGAAGACCCUGACAGGCAAGACCAUCACUCUGGAGGUCGAGCCCAGUGACACCAUUGAGAAUGUCAAGGCAAAGAUCCAGGACAAGGAGGGCAUCCCCCCUGACCAGCAGAGGCUGAUCUUUGCAGGCAAGCAGCUGGAAGAUGGCCGCACCCUGUCAGACUACAACAUCCAGAAGGAGUCUACCCUGCACCUGGUCCUUCGCCUCAGGGGGGGCAUGCAGAUCUUUGUGAAGACCCUCACAGGCAAGACCAUCACCCUGGAGGUCGAGCCCAGUGACACCAUUGAGAAUGUCAAGGCAAAGAUCCAGGACAAGGAGGGCAUCCCCCCUGACCAGCAGAGGCUGAUCUUUGCAGGCAAGCAGCUGGAAGAUGGCCGCACCCUGUCAGACUACAACAUCCAGAAGGAGUCCACCCUGCACCUGGUCCUGCGCCUCAGAGGGGGCAUGCAGAUCUUUGUGAAGACCCUGACAGGCAAGACCAUCACCCUGGAGGUCGAGCCCAGUGACACCAUUGAGAAUGUCAAGGCAAAGAUCCAGGACAAGGAGGGCAUCCCCCCUGACCAGCAGAGGCUGAUCUUUGCAGGCAAGCAGCUGGAAGAUGGCCGCACCCUGUCAGACUACAACAUCCAGAAGGAGUCCACCCUGCACCUGGUCCUGCGCCUCAGAGGGGGCAUGCAGAUCUUUGUGAAGACCCUGACAGGCAAGACCAUCACUCUGGAGGUCGAGCCCAGUGACACCAUUGAGAAUGUCAAGGCAAAGAUCCAGGACAAGGAGGGCAUCCCUGACCAGCAGAGGCUGAUCUUUGCAGGCAAGCAGCUGGAAGAUGGCACCCUGUCAGACUACAACAUCCAGAAGGAGUCUACCCUGCACCUGGUCCUUCGCCUCAGGGGGGGCAUGCAGAUCUUUGUGAAGACCCUCACAGGCAAGACCAUCACUCUGGAGGUCGAGCCCAGUGACACCAUUGAGAAUGUCAAGGCAAAGAUCCAGGACAAGGAGGGCAUCCCCCCUGACCAGCAGAGGCUGAUCUUUGCAGGCAAGCAGCUGGAAGAUGGCCGCACCCUGUCAGACUACAACAUCCAGAAGGAGUCCACCCUGCACCUGGUCCUGCGCCUCAGAGGGGCAUGCAGAUCUUGUGAAGACCCUCACAGGCAAGACCAUCACCCUGGAGGUCGGAGCCCAGUGACACCAUUGAGAAUGUCAAGGCAAAGAUCCAGGACAAGGAGGGCAUCCCCUGACCAGCAGAGGCUGAUCUUUGCAGGCAAGCAGCUGGAAGAUGGCCGCACCCUGUCAGACUACAACAUCCAGAAGGAGUCCACCCUGCACCUGGUCCUGCGCCUCAGAGGGGGCAUGCAGAUCUUUGUGAAGACCCUGACAGGCAAGACCAUCACCCUGGAGGUCGAGCCCAGUGACACCAUUGAGAAUGUCAAGGCAAAGAUCCAGGACAAGGAGGGCAUCCCCCCUGACCAGCAGAGGCUGAUCUUUGCAGGCAAGCAGCUGGAAGAUGGCCGCACCCUGUCAGACUACAACAUCCAGAAGGAGUCUACCCUGCACCUGGUCCUUCGCCUCAGGGGGGGCAUGCAGAUCUUUGUGAAGACCCUCACAGGCAAGACCAUCACUCUGGAGGUCGAGCCCAGUGACACCAUUGAGAAUGUCAAGGCAAAGAUCCAGGACAAGGAGGGCAUCCCCCCUGACCAGCAGAGGCUGAUCUUUGCAGGCAAACAGCUGGAAGAUGGCCGCACUCUGUCAGACUACAACAUCCAGAAGGAGUCCACCCUGCACCUGGUCCUGCGCCUCAGAGGGGGCAUGCAGAUCUUUGUGAAGACCCUCACAGGCAAGACCAUCACCCUGGAGGUCGAGCCCAGUGACACCAUUGAGAAUGUCAAGGCAAAGAUCCAGGACAAGGAGGGCAUCCCCCCUGACCAGCAGAGGCUGAUCUUUGCAGGCAAGCAGCUGGAAGAUGGCCGCACCCUGUCAGACUACAACAUCCAGAAGGAGUCCACCCUGCACCUGGUCCUGCGCCUCAGAGGGGGCAUGCAGAUCUUUGUGAAGACCCUGACAGGCAAGACCAUCACUCUGGAUGUCGAGCCCAGUGUUAACACCAAGAAGGUCAAACAGGAAGAUACUCGUACCUUUCUCACCACAGUAUCUAGAAAGAGCCCUUCUUGUGCUUGUUCUUGGGUUUGAUGGGGAGGUGUCUUAGUUUUCCCUAUCUUUUAAGCUGUUAACAAGUUUCAUUGCACUUUGAAUAAAGUUCUUGCAUUCCCAAAA
Rattus rattus (black rat) is the source of this 3208-nucleotide messenger RNA. RefSeq names its product ubiquitin C (gene Ubc). Gene Ontology annotation, molecular function: ubiquitin protein ligase binding; protein tag activity. The record is from RefSeq and is a predicted model, not a curated record. Gene Ontology annotation, biological process: protein ubiquitination; modification-dependent protein catabolic process. Lineage: Eukaryota; Metazoa; Chordata; Mammalia; Rodentia; Muridae. Gene Ontology annotation, cellular component: nucleus; cytoplasm.